AUGACACCCAUUGGUAGACCUUUUAAGUAUGUUGCGACAGUAUUUAAUGAUCCUAUAGUACAAAUUGACAGAUUAAAAUUUUUCAAGAAUUCUGAAGAAGGCAAAUUAGAUACUCCCAUGUAUGCGUUGUUAGGUUACAGUAUGAUGCAAAGCAAAUUCUGGUUCAUAUGUAAAUCAGCCUAUCGCUUUGCCAGGGAUUAUUUUAACAGAAAUAAUGUUGAUGUCGUGCUCUGUGAUCAUUUCGCUGAUGCAUGUUCGAAAGCUACUCUGUCUUUAAAGCUCCCUUUCAUCGUUACUUCUACCAUUCUUUUAAAUGAAGUAUAUAUGGUUUCACUGCUCCAUCCUGAAACUGCUGAUCGUCGUACGUCAUUUUUCAAGGCGCAUCAUCUGGAUAUUUAUGGUGCCGCUUUAUUUAUAGUCUUUGCAAUUAUUUCGGUGGUAAAAGUGUUGACCGCGUGCCUUUGUUGA
Molecule: messenger RNA, 468 nt
Organism: Mycotypha africana
Lineage: Eukaryota; Fungi; Mucoromycota; Mucoromycetes; Mucorales; Mycotyphaceae
Exons: 3
Coding region: 1-468 (155 amino acids)
Source: RefSeq, a predicted model, not a curated record